Endocarpon pusillum Z07020 is the source of this 696-nucleotide messenger RNA. RefSeq lists its product as uncharacterized. The record is from RefSeq and is a predicted model, not a curated record. The transcript has a single exon. Lineage: Eukaryota; Fungi; Ascomycota; Eurotiomycetes; Verrucariales; Verrucariaceae. Bases 1 to 696 code for a protein of 231 amino acids.
AUGACUUUCGUAUCCCUCGCCUACCAGCAGCAUCUCACGACCUCUCCACAAGACCGAGCGUCAACCUCUCCGCUCGCCUUCCUCGACGAUCCCUUCCACAGCUAUACCUCGACAUUUCUCUUCUUCAGCACCAUCAUCCUCGCUUCCUUACUCGUCUUCCACCUCAUGCGUUACCAUUACCGCCGCGCGAAGAAGUACUCCAGCGCCUGUCCAGCCUGUGCGCAAAUCCAGGCGGCGUCAGACGCUACUACUAGCCAGAACCCCCAAGCAAGAGACAUUGCCCAUCCCCGUCUUGACAGCGCACUCAACCGAUGGCCAUGGAGGAACGAAGCUGCACCACCUUCUUCAGGAUCACUGACAGGAAAUCUAUUCGACCAAGGAGACGGUACCUACCACUACGGCCCCCCAACCAUAACCCCAUCAUCUACCUUCUACACUCCCCUCUCACGCGGCAUAACAGUACCCUCCAAUGUAUAUCAGGGCCUGUACUGCGAUCUCCACAGCGCUAGCGGCAGUAUCACGGAUUUGCAGGACUCGGGAUUCACGCACACAGGUUUGGAUGGGGUCGGAGGGGAGCAGAGCGAGCGGAACAGGGUGUCUAGAUGGUGGCCGGCGGCGUUGCAGCAGGUAGUGGUGGGGGAUGUGAAGGAGAGCUCGAUUGCGAAGAGGAGGUCGACCUUAAAACGGGAAGAUUGA